Balaenoptera musculus (blue whale) is the source of this 4368-nucleotide messenger RNA. It is a transcript of the gene ZNF641, whose product is annotated as zinc finger protein 641. The coding region runs from base 141 to 1415 and encodes 424 amino acids. Lineage: Eukaryota; Metazoa; Chordata; Mammalia; Artiodactyla; Balaenopteridae. The record is from RefSeq and is a predicted model, not a curated record. Gene Ontology annotation, biological process: regulation of immune system process; regulation of cytokine production; negative regulation of transcription by RNA polymerase II. The transcript is spliced from 6 exons.
CCGUCUCCGCCUGUCGCUGGCUCCGCGGCCGCCGGCUCCGAGGAAGCGAGGGCGGAGGGGAGGGGCAGGCGGCACCCGGGAGGGAGGCACCGGGCCGCAGGCCAAGACGACCGGGGUCACAAUUUGGGUUUGUAGCAAAAAUGCUUUCAGAACAGACAGCAGCCCUGGGGACAGGAUGGGAAUCAAUGAGUGUUCAGCUGGAUGGAGCAGAGCCCCAGGUGGAAAGGGGAAGCCAGGAAGAGGGGCCAUGGAGAACAGCACCAGGGCCACUGGAGCACCUGUGCUGUGACCUUGAAGAGGAGCCACAGUCGCUUCAGGAGAAGGCUCAGUCGGCUCCCUGGGUUCCUGCCAUUCCCCAGGAAGGGAGCACUGGAGAUUGGGAGAUGGCAGCUGCACUUCUUGCAGCUGGAUCACAGGGCCUGGUAACCAUCAAGGAUGUGUCACUGUGUUUCUCUCAGGAGGAGUGGCGGAGCCUGGACCCUUCUCAGACAGACUUUUAUGGAGAAUACGUCAUGCAGGAAAACUGUGGGAUAGUGGUCUCUCUAAGAUUUCCAAUCCCCAAACUGGAUAUGCUUUCUCAACUAGAAGGAGGGGAAGAACAAUGGGUUCCUGACCCCCAGGACUUAGAAGAGAGGGACAUUCUGAAGGUCACAUAUACAGGAGAUGGAAGUGAGCACGAAGGGGAUACCCCUGAACUAGAAGCAGAACCUCCCAGAAUGUUAUCUAGUGUGUCUGAAGAUACCGUUCUCUGGAACCCAGAGCAGGAUGAGAGCUGGGAUUCCAUGCCCAGGAGCUCCAGAGGCAUGCUCCUUGGCCCACCGUUUCUUCAGGAAGAUAGCUUCUCAAACCUUCUGUGUAGCACAGAAAUGGAUUCCCUGUUAAGACCGCACACAUGCCCCCAGUGUGGGAAACAGUUUGUGUGGGGCUCCCACCUUGCCAGGCACCAGCAAACACACACUGGGGAGAGGCCCUACAGCUGCCUCAAGUGUGAGAAGAGCUUUGGGAGAAGACAUCACCUGAUCCGACACCAGAAAACCCACCUACAUGACAAGCCCAGCAAGUGCUCUGAGUGUGGCAAGAAUUUCCGAUGCAACUCCCAUCUGGCCAGCCACCAGAGAGUACACGCAGAAGGCAAACCCUGCAAGGGCCAAGAGGUUGGAGAGAGCCCUGGGGCUCGGAAGCGGCAGCGCGCUCCGCCAGUGCCAAAGUGCCACGUGUGCACUGAGUGUGGGAAGAGCUUUGGCCGACGGCACCACCUGGUGAGACACUGGCUGACACACACCGGGGAGAAGCCCUUCCAGUGCCCGCGCUGUGAGAAGAGCUUUGGCCGUAAACACCACCUGGACAGGCACCUGCUGACCCACCAGGGACAGAGUCCCCGGAGCAGCUGGGACAGAGGGACAUCUGUCUUUUGAAAUCUGUUUCUGUUGCAGCUGUGGUCACAUCUUUCAACCGGUGCUACCAGGAGUCUCUGCCAGAGCUGACCCUCUCCUGCACCCCCGUGGCCAGAGUCAUGAGUCCCAGUCCAUCCCUAGAAAGAUGAGGUUCCAGCAUUGGCCAGAGUAUUUCUCACCAGUUCUAUGAGAUGCCACAUAAAGUAGAGUUCUUUGGGCAAAACUUUUGGGAAACAGUGCCUACUGCAUGGGCUGAUAUUCAGCCUGAGCCCAUUCUCCAGGGUACAGUGGUACCAGCAGUUUUUGGCUAAGGCCCAAACUGCUUGGAUUGGUUGGUUGGAGCUUAUGCCAUACCAGUCGUUAAAUAUUUUGAGUAUCACCCUUCCAUAACAUAACUAUUCUCUCUCUCUCUCCCUCUCUCUCUCUCUCUCUCUCUCUCUCUAUAUAUAUAUAUAUAUGAAGAGAAAGACCAUAUUGGCAUAUUAAAGGCUCUGAAAAUUUAUGCAGUAGAGCAAAUGGUUAAGCCUCUUUUAAUGCAGUGUUUCCUAAAUUUAUUUGACUUCAGUAUCCUUUUUAUCUCACAUCCCACAGAACUGGUGACUCCAUGAAACAUACUGGUGAACACUGGGUUAGAGAGUAACGAGGAAACAGGAAAGAGAUAGUGAUCAGGCACCCAGAGCCCCCUUUUUUAUCCAGAUGAAAGCUGAGGGGCAGACCUCAUUCUUGUGUGGGCCCAUCAUCCUUAUACCGAUCAUCUGAAUAUACAUCCACACCUCUCACCCAACCUGCUGAAAAACAGAAACAAUAACCUUCUCACCCCUGUUCCUGCUCCCUUCACCCUGCAUAUACAUAUAUCCAGCUGAGACACCACACUACAGUGCUAAGAGAUGGACCUUAUACCCCCAAGUAACCCAGGCCCACACAGAAGAAAAAUACUUUAUCCCCUUGAACAGACCCCUUUCCUCUUGACAGUGUCUUUAUGUGUCUGUGUAUCUGUGUGCAGGGUCUUUGAAGAGAGCAUGCAAAGUGCAAACUGUAUAAGCUAGAUUUUCUAGGGGCUAUGUUCUGGGGAUGAGGGUAGUGGGGAUUGUAAGGAUUUUUUUGUUUUGUUUCAAGAUAGUAAGUAAGCUGAGUGAUCAAGGGAGCCCUAGUGGAAAGGGUCAAGUUGUGGGAGUUGAGGUAUAAAGCCUUCCCCAGUAUCACUGAGAUCAAGACAACUGGAUAUUUAAGUCUAGGUCUGAAUCUGUGGGCCACAGAUUCUUUUUGCCAAAGUGGAGAGAAAGAGACACCCUCAGUGAGGUGAGCUGUUUUCUUACUGAUUUCAAGCAAGGUACAUAUAGAAGCUUUGUGCUUAGUGGAUUUUUUGGUCUUGUUUUAAGUGCUGGGAAGUUAAGGCAGGAGUCACAGUGCUUGCAGGUUGUUAUCACCACUCUUGUUUGACCUUGACUGCCUCAUCAAGGGGGCAGAGUUAUUCUUGUGGAUCUCAUUCCCCUAAACAGAACUUUAGGGGAAAUGGCUGUGGCUUAGCUAUUCAGCUGAUGCAGGGUAAUGAGCUUUCUGGUUGGUUUUCCUCCCAAUUCUGGAAAGGUGUCUGCCCUAAGACUCUCCAACUCCAGAACUUGCAUAAGUAUUCUAGCAUCCAUUAGUUGAUGAGUUGGUCAUUGUUUCUCUUUGUUGAUGAUGUGUUAAUACCAAUCUUAUCAUUUAAAAAUUACCUUGUAUGUAAGAGCAGUUUGGGGUUAGGGAGGGAGAAAAGCAAAGAGGAUGGAAGUGGGAUAUUUUCUCUUUAAUGCUUAGAUUCUGGGUUUUCCUUAACACACAUUUCUCAACCACAGUUGGUGGAAUUAACCAGAGAGGCAAGAGGAAGUUAGCUGCAACAGUCUAGUUUAAUGACUGUUCCACUUGCUUAGGAAAAACUGGGUGAAUCAUAGCUCCUUAGAGUCCUGGGCCCAAAUGGAGCCAAAAAUAGGGUCAUUUUGCUCACUGGGCUUCUUAGAGUGGGUAUGACUUGAGCAACACAGCCCCUACCUCCCUUCUGCUCAGAGCAGCCUUCCCUCUUUGCCUAGAAUGUACUUCUCUUGCUUAUGUUCCUAUGAAUAGAGCAAAAUGGCCAGCCCUUUCUUUGUAAGGCAUCCUUGUCCCAGGUCCUCAGAGACAGGAGCAUUUUAGGAUCAGUAUUAGGAGAUGCCCCAGGGCACAGGAAAAUACUGGGUUCCACUGGCAAAACUGGACUAUGCCAUUUCUUUUACCCUCCCACUAUGCCUCAUUCAUUAAUACAAAUCAGCUCUAUGUGAGCAAUGGUUCAGAACCUGUUUUGGAUCACAGGCCCUUUUGAGAAUCUGACAAAAAACCAUAAACUCACUUUUGAGGAAAAAAAGAUAUUAGUAAUUCACUCAGUUUUGCAUACACAUUUAACAGGUUCAGAGCCCAUCCAUGGAUUCACUAAACGGGGGUCAAAGAAAGGAGUCACCCUGACCCAAUAUGGUCAUUAUAUAUUUGUGUCAAGAAUUACAAGGCAAGGAUCACUAAACAUUUUAAGGACUAAGAUACCAGAGGCGAUAGGAUAUAAGGAGUGUCUAGUCUUUAAUGACUUGAAGUGUAUUGCUUACAUUCUACUCUAUGUUUUUUAAAAAAUUCAUAUGACAUGCUGACAAAUCCAGCUCCUCACGAACCUUGUUUUAAAGACUUGUAUGAGGUGACUGUCCAUACCAUCGGAUCAUGCCUCUUAAUAACCAGGUGUUAACCUCCAGCCUUUGAUCUGUUUUAGUAAUUGUAAGGUGAGAAAGUGAAGCCCCCAAAGUGUAGGUGCACUCAUAGCACCCAACUGAAAGGCAACAUGGCAUCUAAGGGCAUUCUGCCGAAGGGGCAUCCCUUUAGGUCAUUUCUACUGUACUGCUGUCUUCUCUACCUCCGUCCAACACCACUUCCCUUGGACGAAAAAUAAAAUAAGCAACAGCCAUCAGCUGGGCAAAGA